This is a messenger RNA of Cicer arietinum (chickpea), 3196 nucleotides long. RefSeq lists its product as uncharacterized. The record is from RefSeq and is a predicted model, not a curated record. NCBI's taxonomy places the organism in Eukaryota, Viridiplantae, Streptophyta, Magnoliopsida, Fabales, Fabaceae.
AGAAGUAGUUUUAGUUUCGCCCACCAAAUAUCCGCAAAUUUGAAAACAAAAGAGCGCGUUUCUCUCUCACACACUCAGUUCCAGUGAGUGAGUAUAGAUUACUACUUCAUAAUUUAUUCAGUUUCGAUUUCAAGUUUCAGCAACAACAGGGAUAAGAGAAGAAUGAAGGAUAAUGUGCGCACAGAAUUAGAUGAACUCAAAUCAGAAUUGGAGAAGCUUAGGGUAGAAUGCCAAUUGAAAACACAACACCUUGAAAAUUUGAAGAGAAAAGACCGCUCUGACCAAUUUCAAGAAAUUACUCAUCUGGCUGAGAAACGAGCUCACGAGCUCGAUCUCAAAUCAGAGGAGAUUUAUGAACUCAAGAGAAUCAAUGAGAAUCUCAAGUCUAGUUUGCAUGAAAAAGAAAAGCACAUUGCCCAUUUGAAUUUGGAGAAUAACAAGAUUCAAGCUAUUUGUGCCGAGAGGGUGCUCAAAUUGGAGGAAAGUAACAAUAAGUUGGUUUUGGCUUUCGAUGAACUCACUGCUAGAAACAGUUAUUUGGAGCAGAAUGUUUGUGCCAGCAGCGAGGAAAUUUUGUGUCUCAAGUCGUUGUUAUCGGCUACAGAGAAGAAGUGUCGAGAGGCCGAGGAGAGAGCUCAGCAGGCGAAGACACUGAGAUUACGAGAGGAUGUGAUACUGCAAUUGGAGGAACAAAAUAUCAGCGUGCAAGAUCAAAUUAAAUGGAGAAAUGAACAGUUUAAACAUCUUGAACAAGCUUAUCAGCAACUUCAAGUUCAGUUCAAAUUGAGCAAGGAGGAGUGGGAGAAGGAGAGAUCUUCACUGCUCAGCGAAAUAUCUUCGUUGCAAAUCAGUUUGGAUUCUCAGACAAGAACUUUGGAUGGGCUUCAAUCUCGUUUGGAGAUGUGUAACCAUGCGUUGGCUCGCGAAGAAAGCAAGAGGAAACUCUUGGAGGCUGAAAUAUCUGAGUUCAAGACUUGUUUUGAGGAUGUUUAUGGUCAGUGUGAAGAAAAGAAGUCUGAGAUACAACAGUUGACCGUUAUGAGGAAUGAUGAGAUAGCCGAGUUGAGAAACUUGCUGGGAGAGAAAGAGACUCUUGUGAAAGAAUUGGAAAGGAAAAAUGUUCACCUUGAACAAGAUAAUCAGGAAUUGGGAGAUUCACUUAAAGAACUGAGGGAAGCUCAAAUACGUAACGUGGGUGCGAAUUCUAAGACAUCAAAGCUUCAGAACAAGCUAAGACGGUUGGAGGAGGUUCAUAAAAGUUGUUCUUCAAUUCUCAUUUCUAAAGAAGCCCAAUGGGGUUCUCAGAUAGAAAAGAUGGAAGCAGAUAUUGUUGGUUUUAAAUCUGCACUGACCAAUAAAGAACGAGAAAUCAGGGAGCUUCAGAUGGAACUGGAAAAAUGUUACUAUGCCAUUGAAGAGAAACAAAUUGGACUGUGGAUCUUUGAAUCAGUACUUGCUGAGGCUUAUUCCAAAUCAAAAUCAUUUGGUACAGAAACUGGUAAAACAGUUUGUGUCAAAGAGAAUAAAAAUAUGAUUUUAAUUUCUACUGAGGAAUUGAGAGUGAAAGACAAUUCUCUAAAAACUCUGGCACAACAACAAUUUCUGUUGGAGGAAGAGCUUGAACAAAAAAAGAAAAUGCUUGAGGAAUCAUCUGGAGGCCAACUCAUAUUGAAAGAGCAACUAUUGCAGAUGGAAAACACCCUAAAAAAUGAAAGAAACGUUGCAUUUGAGGCUCUAGAGAUGCUGAAACUUGAAAUGGCUAAGAAAAAUGAUGAAGUAUCUCGAUUAGAUUGUGAAGCACAGAAUUGGAAGUCUAAUGCUGAAAACCUUAAAGUUUCCUUUGAAGAAAUUCAGAGAACAUACAAAAGAAUGGAAGCUUCCCUCCUAUCACAGAUUGAAAAUGAGCAAGCCCUUAAGCAGGAGAGCAAAAGCCUUCUCUGCAUUGUCAAGGAUCACGAGAGGAAAACUGAAGAUCUUCAACAGCAAAUAGCUUUACUGGAAUCCUGCAAUGCAGAUAAAACAAAGGAAGCAAAGAGAUUUAAGCAAGAGAAAGAUGAACUUGUCCAAACUGUAAUGGAGAAGGAUGGUUCCAUAAAAGAUCUUCAGAAAGAUAUAGAUGUUGCCUGCUUGAAGCAAGAGUUCAUGAAAAAAGAAUUAGAAGAUGCAGUUCUUGCACAACUAGAUACACUAAAAGCCCUUGAGCAGAAGGAAAAUCUUCUUUGGAAGAUUAAAGACGAGAAAGAUCAAACUAUAAAGCAUUUUCAGGAGCUAGCUAAAGCAUCAGAACAAGAAUUUUUGGAUGCACUGUGUUUCUCUUUUUCAAAACAAGUGGAAAAGUUGGUUGAAGUUUGCAUGCUUACUGAGGCUUUGAAGAAUGUGGAAUACCUGACAAAGCUAGAAAUUGAAGAGAAGAAUGCAAGAAUAAUGAAAUCGGAAUUGGAAAUUAACAGUUUGCUUGAGAAUUUGGCACAUACAGAAGAAUCAUGUUCUCAUUUUAAACACGAAGUUAAGCAGUUUCAAACAUCAUUGGAAACCAUGGAGUUAGAAACUAAAGCAUUGACAAAUGAAAAGCUGAAGAUGGAACAGAUAAUUACAGAGAUCAAGUUUGAGAAAGGAAAUUUGAUUCAUGACAUCACGAAAUUAUCGACAGAAAGGGAAGAUAUGUUGGCACACAUAGAAUACAUCUAUGAAAAAAUUAGAAAUUUGUCUAGUGAAGAUAUGCAGUUGAUGGAGAGACUGGGAAAUAUAGUGAAUACUUCUAUAGAUGAUGAAAAUGAAACAACAAUGGAUUCAGUAGUUUGUGAUAAACUACAUGAGUCUGCUCAAGACAGUACAGAUGGUCUUCUUUUACCUCCCACAAACAAAAAAAUUGAAGAAAUUUUUUAUGGGCGAUUGCCAUUGAGAGAGGUUAACAGUUUGCAUAUGUAGACCAAAGAAGAAUUUUGUGUUCUUGCUGAAGUAAAUGCCACAAGGUAUACAAAUUCAGAAAUAAGCACCUCUUCAUAUUGUCAUGUUUUGUUGUUUAUGCCUUUAAAUGCACAUGUAUGCAAACUGUUUCCCAAAAACUAUCUUUUAAGGUAGAAUGCAUAUCAAUACAAGUUUUAAAAUCCACCUUGUAUUGUGGAUUUCGUUAUGAAUGAAAUGUCUUGAAUUCUUACUGUUAAGAAAUGGAGGUAGUCAAUAAUCCAUGCUAUAA